This is a messenger RNA of Phytophthora infestans T30-4, 1977 nucleotides long. Its product is annotated as HECT E3 ubiquitin ligase, putative. The record is from RefSeq and is a predicted model, not a curated record. The transcript has 3 exons. NCBI's taxonomy places the organism in Eukaryota, Oomycota, Peronosporomycetes, Peronosporales, Peronosporaceae. The coding region runs from base 1 to 1977 and encodes 658 amino acids. Gene Ontology annotation, molecular function: ubiquitin-protein transferase activity.
AUGCAGAGACAUUUGCUCGAGGACAGCGUCAUCCAGGACGGACAAGAAGAGUGGCAGUGCUCGGUGUGUUAUCACGAGAAUCAUCCUGCCAAGAGGGAGUGUCUGAUGUGCGGCACGCCGGAAGCACCUAGUGGCAAACAAGCGAGAAAGUCGUUCCAGCUGCUCACAAGCGAAUCGACGGAGGCGCAGGCUGCGCUUGCCGCUCGGAAUCGCUCGUUUCAUGUUCGGCGUUUGAAUGAGAUGAAUCUCAACCAAAGACAGCGAGGCGCACGACGACGCCAUUUGUGGCAGCGAGAGAGAACUGCUGCUGGUCAGUUCCGCUGGGUGCGCGUCGGUCAUUGCCAGCCACCUCGGCUCAGCCAGUUCGCCUUAAGCAUCCGUGCUACGUAUGCUUUCGACGAAGAAUCUCACAGUUCGACCAGCCCGAUAUCACCCACAAGGGCUAGUCAUAGCAACAAGGAAGAUCUGGGCGUGGAAACGGAGUUGACCAUGGUUGAAUCGACGCACGCUGAUGGGGCCUUUUCGCCUGCCAUCCGCAAGAACGUCCGAAUUUGUCGUAGCCCAGUCAACUGCGAUGAUCUCACGGCAUCAGCAGUAAGUACAGACGACGGCCUGAUAGCGCAGCCGUCCGUUGGCUACAUACGGCACGUAAACGAACACGGGCAUGCUGAAUGGGUACCUGCAGACUCGCUGGUGCACGAGCGCGCGGCGAUGACUGCGAUUGAUAUCGAGGAAUUCCCACGAGCCACCAGCUUUAUCGACUUCGAAUCGGUCGCGGCUCUUCCUUUUACGGCAAAAGUGCGCUGGUUUCUGAAAGAAUUGGGCAAAGUGGCCGUGCCAUGGGAUGAGGGCCACCUUCUCCUCAAGAUCCGUCGCGAAGCUGUGCUGAGUGAGUCCAUGCACUUGCUUAUGCUGGUCCCUGCGGCUGAUCUUAGGCAGCGCUUACGAAUCGAGUUCAUCGACGAGCCUGGGUUAGAUGCCGGCGGUCUGUUGCGCGAGUGGGUUCUACUCCUUUGCGAGCAGCUCUUUGACGAGAGCUAUGGACUAUUCCAGCGAACACACGCCGACCAAUCGGGCUACUGGAUCAACCCGAACUCGCGUGAAAUCCAUCGCGAUCACUUGCACUGCUUCCAGUUCAUUGGGCGAUUACUGGCGAAAUGUAUGCUCGAAGGACAGUUGUUGACAGUGCACUUGGCACUUCCGCUUCUCAAGCAUCUACUGGGAGUGCCUAUCUCCUUCUCUGACCUUGAAUUCCUAGAUGCAGAACUCCAUCGUCACGCACUCUGGCUGCGGGACAAUGAAGGCGCCGAAGCUCUCGCCCUCGACUUCACAGCUCAACGACAGGGAAAUGACGGAUCCAUCAUCACAGAGGAACUCAAAGCAGGAGGCAAAGACAUUCCCGUGACAGAUGCCAAUAAGGAAGAGUAUCUGACGCUGUUGCUCAAGCACAAGAUGUUUGGUGCGGUGCGGGAGCAGCUCGAGGCCUUGCUUCAAGGUCUGUACGACGUCCUGCCACGCACACUCCUGGCGGUCUUCGAUUACCAAGAGCUGGAGCUGCUUGUGUGCGGUGUGCCGUCAAUCGACGUCGCCGACUGGGAAUCCCACACUGACGUCCGCUACAUGCGCGCCGAGCAGGGUCCUAACAAACCGGCGGCAGCAGAGCGCCAAGUCGUGAAGUGGUUCUGGGACACUGUGCGUGGGUUCUCGCAGGAAGAACGUGCACGUCUACUGCAGUUCGUCACCGGCACCUCUCGUGUGCCGGCUGAAGGCUUCCGAGCAUUGCUAAGCCACGACGGACGUAUCCGUCGCUUCGGUCUUCAGAUGGUGGCAAUUGGAGCUCCUCCAGCUGGGCUCUACCCGAAAGCUCACACGUGCUUCAACCGCCUGGAUCUACCGGUCUAUCGCUCACUGGAAGAGCUCGUCACGUACCUAACUCUCGUUAUUAACAUGGAGAUCACAGGAUUUACCAUGCAGUAA